Molecule: messenger RNA, 1298 nt
Organism: Asterias rubens (European starfish)
Lineage: Eukaryota; Metazoa; Echinodermata; Asteroidea; Forcipulatida; Asteriidae
Product: glycoprotein-N-acetylgalactosamine 3-beta-galactosyltransferase 1-like
Exons: 3
Coding region: 243-1259 (338 amino acids)
Cellular component (GO): membrane
Molecular function (GO): N-acetylgalactosaminide beta-1,3-galactosyltransferase activity
Source: RefSeq, a predicted model, not a curated record
AUUCCAUCAUCAGUGCUGUAUGAUUCCAUCUCUACAAUUAUUACAACCCUCUUCAUCACAGGGGUUUGUAUCACUCACGUCUAUGGAUGGGAUGGCCAGUACUAACAAACCAGAAUUAAACAUGGAUUGUUUAAAGUGUAGUCUACCCAAGAACUAUUCCUGAGUUAACUUACUUCCCAAGAACGGCAUCCGGAGACAGAUAAGGAAGCCCCCUAGCAAGAAUCUGGAGUGGUUCUCAUCUGAUGGCCAACCUGAAGAAGCUCUUUCUAUUGCUACUCUCCUUCACCAGUGGCAGCUUCCUGACGUGGAUGGUGACAAUGAGCACCUUGGAGGAAUAUAAGAUGCUCCUGCAAGAAAGGGCUAAGAUGUUAAGGAGUGAUGAUGACUCCUUCACAACGAGAGCUGGUGUCUUACAAGACGUGACGCAUCCUACCACUAGUCAUGCUAUUCGCACUCAAGGUAUUAAAUCGAAGACAUUGCAUAAUCCGGACUUAAAAACCAACAAAACUAGAGUGCUAUGCUGGGUUCUGACGUCACCGUCCACUCUUCAGACCAGAGCCAUCGGCAUCAAGGAAACUUGGGGUCCUCGCUGUGACGUCAUAUUGUACAUGAGCUCUGAGACCGAUCCAGAGUUCCCAACAGUUGGGCUCGAUGUUAAAGAAGGAAGACCAGCUCUAUGGAACAAAACUAGGGCCGCUAUCAUGUACAUCUAUAAGCAUCAUUUCAACGACGCUGAUUGGUUCAUGAAGGCUGAUGAUGACACCUACGUCAUAAUGGAGAAUUUGCGAGAUUUUCUGCAGGAUAAAGACAGCGGUAAACCGGUUUACUACGGCCAUCAUUUUAAACCGUAUAUCCCCCAAGGAUAUUUGAGCGGUGGAGCUGGUUAUGUGAUGAGUAGAGAAGCCCUUAGAGCAAUUGUGGUCAACCAACUAGAGAUACCAUUGGCUACACCGAGCUGUGAAUACUACAAGACGAUUAGAAGUGAAGAUGUAAGGGUGGGAUUGUGUAUGCAGAUGGCUGGAGUAACCGUUGGAGAUUCAAGAGAUGAUCAGAAUAAGAAUAGGUUCUUACCAUUGACUGUAGAGAGUUUCUUCACAAAGAAUGUACCAGAGUGGUUUAAUCGUUUCUCGAAACAUAAAACUAAACUGGGUCCGGAAUGCUGUUCAGAAAGCCUGAUAUCAAUCCAUUACGUCACCGAUCGGGCGUCGAUGCAAUUGCUGGAUUAUUACAUCUACCGCUUAAGGAGAAACAAAACGUGACGUCAUCACGUCAAAGCGAUCGUCUGCAGAGAUAUCUUU